Dendrobium catenatum is the source of this 1536-nucleotide messenger RNA. RefSeq names its product protein LONG AFTER FAR-RED 3. Gene Ontology annotation, molecular function: hydrolase activity, acting on carbon-nitrogen (but not peptide) bonds. The record is from RefSeq and is a predicted model, not a curated record. NCBI's taxonomy places the organism in Eukaryota, Viridiplantae, Streptophyta, Magnoliopsida, Asparagales, Orchidaceae. The transcript is spliced from 12 exons. The coding region runs from base 151 to 1521 and encodes 456 amino acids.
AAACCCCAAAUUUGUCGCAGAGCGGGAAAUAAACAAACUUCGGAAGAAGGCAGAGUUGUGAAAUGAAAGCUCUCCUCCACCGUGCUUAAGGUGGCGCAUCUCCGUUUCAUUGCCUCGCUCUUCUCUGCAUAGCAGAACCAGUGCUUGUCAAUGGCGACGGGAAGAGGGCUUGUAUCGUUCAUCUCAGCUGCGGCGGCGGCUAUACUGGCCAUCUUCGUUUUCUUGCUCCUCAACCCCUCACGGAGACAUCUGAUUUGGUUUAGGGAUUCUGCAGCGGACUUGGUGGUAAGAAACGCUACUAUCUACACCAGUGUCGCAUCGAUCCCCUUUGCGGAAGCGAUGGCAGUACGGAACGGGCGGAUCCUUAGAAUCGGAACUGAUGCUCAUGUUCGGGGUUUGAUAGGUUAUAGGACGCAUGAGUUGAAUCUUGAAGGGAAGGUAGUCCUGCCAGGAUUUAUAGAUUCUCACGUCCAUCUGAUUUCUGGGGGUUUGCAGAUGGGUCGUGUGAAACUUCAAGGUAUUAAAAGUAAAGAAGAUUUUGUGAUGACGGUGAAAGAAGCUGUGAAAGAUAAACUUCCUGGUGACUGGUUGUUGGGUGGAGGCUGGAACAAUGAUAUUUGGGGUGGAGAAUUACCCGAUGCUUCCUGGAUAGAUGAUAUUACACGCGACAACCCGGUUUGGUUCGUACGGAUGGAUGGUCAUAUGGGUUUAGCCAACUCUCUUGCCCUAAAGCUUGCUGGAAUUACCAACUCAAGUUUGGACCCUGUUGGUGGGACAAUCUUGACAACAAGUAACGGAGCAGAUCCUACUGGUCUUCUGAUUGAUUCUGCAAUGAAGCUUGUUCUCACAGUAAUCCCUGAAAUCUCAGUCCAUGAAAGGCAAGAAGCCUUGAUUAGGGCAAGCAAGUAUGCCUUGAUGAACGGAGUGACCACUAUGGUUGAUAUGGGAAGGUACUUUCCUGGUGCAUCUGUCGAUGAUUCUUGGCAAGAUCUUUCAGAUGUUUAUAAAUGGGCUGAUUCUUCUGGGAAGAUGUUGAUAAGAGUUUGCUUGUUCUUUCCACUUCAGACAUGGUCUCGCCUAAGGGAUCUUUUCGAAGAUAAAGGUAGAUCCUUAAGUCAGUGGAUUUACUUAGGCGGUGUCAAAGCAUUUGCUGAUGGGUCUUUGGGAUCGAAUAGUGCACUCUUCCAUGAGCCCUAUGAGGACGAUCCUCAUAAUUAUGGAUUGCAAGUGUCAGAUUUUGAUUGGCUAUUUAAUGCCACAGUGGCUUCAGACAAAACUGGACUUCAGGUUGCAGUGCAUGCAAUCGGAGACAAAGCAAAUGACAUGGUCUUGGAUUUAUUUAACUCAGUGAAAUCGAUUAAUGAAGGAAGAGAUCAUAGAUUCAGGAUUGAACAUGCCCAGCAUCUAGUGCCAGAAGCAAUAAGCCGUUUUGGUGUUCAAAGUGUUAUUGCCUCUGUACAGGUAAACGAAUUAAAGCAUGCAUACUAUUGGUUUUAUAUCCCUAAAUUCUUGGAUUUUUAGAUGCUAAGAUUCAUG